GCAGUAGCAGCACCACCAGUAGCAGUAGCACCACCACCACUAGUAGCAGCAGCACCAACAAUACUAUCAUCAGUGGCAGCAGCUGCAGCAGUAGCAGCAGCGAGAACACAAACAGCAUCAGCGGCAGUAGCAUUGACAGCAGGAGCAGCGGCAAGAACGUCAGCAGCAGCAGUAGCAGCAGCAACACGAGUAGCACUAACGUGAGCAGCAGCCGGAGUUAUAACAUCAGCGCCAGCAUCCUCAUCAGCAGCAUCAGCAACGCCAAAAACGGAACCAACACCAUCGGCGACAGCGCAAGACCAGCGGCCGUAGUAUCCAUCUUCAUAAUCAGCAGCAGCAACAUCAGCAGCAGCAGCAACAUCAGCAGCAGCAGCAUCACCAUCAGUAAGCACCGGCACCAUCAGCAGCAGCAGCAUCAUCAGCAGCACCAUCAGUAACGCCAGCAGCGUGGAGUCGAGCGAGGCGGGCGUGAGCUCCCGCAGCCGCUGGGAUUCGCUCUCUCGCUCCCCGCACGCUCGCACGCACGCGCACGCGCUUGCGUGCAUUGACGCGCGAGUGCUCGUGGCUCAGCUCGAGUCUGCGAGACUCUCUCCUUCCCCGCGCCCGCCGAGGCCGAUUUGAAUGCGUCUCAUCGCGGUCUCUGCCAAUUCUCUGCGGGCCGCCUUCGGCAACGCGGCGCGGGGAUGGGUCACCACCAUCAUCAUCAUCAUCGUUAUAAUUGUCUUCAUCGUCAUCUUCAACUGCUGCCGCUGCUGCUGCUGUCCGCGUGUUCUACCGUGUUCGUCUGCGCUGCCCGCGGCCAUGGUGAAGGCGUCGUUGUCUUUGAGCCGCUGCUGCUCGGGCAGGAGUCAAGCCCCGGAGGAAGAGGAGCGAGACUCCGUGACAGGGAGCGUGCGGGCCGCCCCCACUCCUCAUCAUCAUCGUCAUCAUCUCCAGGGCAGGAAUCCGCUGGCCUAGACCCGCAGACAUUGGCGGCUAUCUGGCUCUUCUUCUCCACGGGAGACCGGAUCCAUCUCGCCGACGCGCGCUGCACGAAGCGCUUCGAGCUAAGCGUGCCCGGGGCUGCGACUCGCGGCGGCGGCGGUGCGGCAGGGGGGGGUCUCACGCCGGCCCCUGACGGUGCCGCGGAAGCUCUUGCCCACUACGCGCACCUCCUUACCGCCGUGCUCGAGCAGGCUGGGCGGGAGCGCCGCGAAGAGGCGACCGUGCAGCACGCGCGAUGGUACCCGGCGCUGCUCAGCAGCCUCCUCGAGAGCGACCCUCGCGUGCGGCGCGCCCUGCUGGCGUUCGACGGGGCCGGCGACUUCCUGCAGGUGAACCGCGGCUCGGCGCGGGGGGACAUCGUGCUGCGGAACGUGUCCUCGCUGCCCGCCGACCAGUCUGCCAAGGCGGCGCUGGCCGCUUGUCCCGGUGGCCUCAAAUCGCAGCAACCGCCGAGAGGACCGCGGAACCAAGCCGGGUUCGCCCAGGGCCUUCGUGAGGGACGCGCCGCCACCGCCGCCCGCUCUAGGAAGGGCCACGCGGCCGAGAGGGCCCACCUCGUGUGGUCUCCUCCCUACCUGGAGUGCGAGGACGGCAGCUACAGCCCACGCUGGGUGCAGUCUCUCUCCGCCUGUCUGCAGGGGCCCAAGGACGAGCAACAUGCGCUCGAGUUCAGGGGCACCCUGAGGCUGGACCUGGACUUACACGGCCAGGAAAUUGAUCAGUGCGCGGAGGAGAGCGCCGGCUGGUUCGCAGGGACGCACCGGUGCCACGCCAACAGCUCGCAGUGCGUCGCAGUGCGGGGCCAAGGCUUCCGUCUGGGUGCCUACAACUGCGUCUGCAGGACGGGGUUCUACCGGCCGAGAGCACACGCCAACGACACCGGCGGUGCGCGUGGCGGUGGCGGCGGUGGCGGCGGCGGCGGUGGCUUUGGCACCGACGGAGUCGGCGGGGUGGAGUGCGCCCCGUGCGCCGAGGGCUGCUCGACGUGCACAGACGGCCGGCCCUGCCUGGCCGUGCUGCUGCCCGCCCUGCGCCUGGCGCUGCUCGCCGCCGAGUUGCUGUGCGCGCUGCUCGUGCUCGCCAGCAUGGCCGUCGUCUACCGCUGCCGCAGGAACAAGAACAUCCGCUCCUCCGGGCUCCUCCUGCUGGAGGUUCUGCUCUUCGGCUCCUUCCUGCUCUGCUUCCCGGUGAUCAUCCUGUACUUUGAGCCGGGAGCUCUGCAGUGCAUGGCCCUGCGCUGGGUUCGCCUGCUCGGAUUCUCCAUCCUGUAUGGCACCAUCACCCUCAAGCUGCACCGGGUGCUGAAGGUGUUCCUGGCGCGCACGGCCCAGCGGCUGCCGUACCUGACGAGCGGACGGGUGCUGCGCAUGCUGGGCAUCAUCAUGCUGCUCGUGCUGUGGUUCCUCACGGCGUGGAGUGCCGCCGCGUGGGAGAACCUGGGCCGCGGCGUGCUGCUCGUGGGCGUAGGCCAGACGGCCGAGGGGCUGCGCUUCACACAGUGCCUUCUCAGCCGCUGGGACUACAUGAUGGCGCUGGCGGAGUUCCUGUUCCUCUGCUGGACCAUGUACCUGUGCUACGCGGUGCGCACCGUGCCCUCCGCCUUCCACGAGCCCUGCCACAUGACGGUCGCCGUGCUCAACGAGAUGCUGCUCUCGCUCAUCUUCCACAUCCUGCAGUUUGUGAUGACCUUCACUCUGCACCCCGACUGGAUGCUGCUCAUGGUGUUCAUUCACACCCAGCUGACGGUGACGGUCACCGUGGGCCUGCUGCUCAUACCGAAGUUCGCCUGCUCCGGAGCGACGCUGCGGGACGACAUCGCUGCAGAGGCGUACGAGGACGAGCUGGACGUGAUGCGGCGCUCGGGCUCCUACCUCAACUCCAGCAUCGCCUCCGCCUGGAGCGAACACAGCAUGGACCCCGAGGACCUGCGGGACGAGCUGAAGCGGCUGUAUGCGCAGCUGGAGGUCUACAAGGGCCAGAAGAUGCUCUCCAACAACCCGCACCUGCAGAAGAAGCGCAGCUCCAAGAAGGGCCUCGGCCGCUCCAUCAUGCGCCGCAUCACCGAGCUGCCCGAGAACGUCGUGCGGCAGAGCAGCCGCGAGGAGCGCGACCGGGGGGGGCGGCGGCGGCGGCGGCGACGGCCACGGGGCGGGCGGCUCGGCGGGUCCGCGCACGGCCCCCACACGCCGGGUUCCUGCAAGCGGGUGGCCAUCGCCGCCUCCGCCGGCGUCGUUGCCGCCACCGGCGUCGCCGCGGCGCCUUCGCCCACGGCGGACGCGGCGAAGGGGGGGAGGGCGGAGCAGCAGCAGCAGCAGCAGCGGUCGUCGACAGCGACCGGCACCACGAACCACAAGGCGUUCGCCCUGCCCAAGUCGUACAGCUCCUACGACCACUUGCUGGAGCAGUCGGAGCCCAGCUCCGCGUCGACGUCGGAGAAGGCGGAAGCGGAACCGCUGCCCGGGGCGGGGGCCGGCUCCGGUGACGGGGGGGUAGAGGCAAGCUCCCCGCGGGACAGGUCGGCUCCCAGCUCGGGGUUGGCGUCCGGGAAGGAGAUGAGCCCAGACGGGGAGGCGCGCGGCGAGAGCGAGUCGGUCGACUCGGCGCCGCUCGUGUGCCGCUCGGCCAGCGCGCACAACCUGUCGGCCUCCGACAAGAGGUCUCCAUCGUCCGCAGUGGGCAAGCACCACCACCACCACCACCAUCACCACCACAACCAGCACCAGCACCACCACCACGUGCUCAAGCCGUCGCUGCUGCAGAAGUCGCUCAGCCUCAUCAGCGGCGCCAGGGAGAGGACGGCUGCCCUCUCGGGCAAAGUGGGCGUCAGCGAAGCCAAGACGGACGAGGCCAAGGUGGCGACGACUCCAGUGGUGGCGGCGGUGUCGGAGGCCGUGGGCCGAAAGGACCACGUCGCCCAGGAGGAGACGAAGACUGCCAAGGUCCCGGCCGCCGCGGCCACAGGGAUGAAGCGCACCGUCACCGUCGCUGCCGCCGCAGCGACCGCCGCCAGCGAGGCUAAGGAGCGCGUGAAGGCCUCAAGCCUCAAGUCGCGCCAGGAGGAGAGCCCGCGGCCGCAGUCCCCGCAGACGCAUCACCCGCAGCGCAACUCGUCGGAGGAGCGCCACGGCGUAACGUUCGCCGACAACACACCGCGGCCGGAAGAGGAGUAUAACCGUGAGGAGGUGUGCCCCUGGGAGUUCCAGGGCAUGGCGUCCACGCCGCCGCCGCCCGUCGACCCGUCGCGCCCGCAGAAGCACGUCUCCAUCGCGCCGCAGAAGCACACGUCCAUUGCCGGGGCACGCUACCACAGCCUGGACAGCACCCAGUUCGCCGGGAAGCUGCCCGAGGUCGGCCGCCACAGGGCAGCACUGGCGCCCGUGCGUCACCAGAGCCUUACGGAGGUGGUCGGCGGCGGUGGCGGCGGCGAUGGCGCGAGCAGGAACGGCGCCGCACCCGAGACGGCCGCGGUGGCCGAGACGAAGGCACCGCCGCCGCCGCCGCCGCCGCCGGCGGCGAGUAGCCCCGAGGACGGCACGAAGAAGCUCAGCCCUAUGGCCGAAGCCGUCAAGCCGGUACCGGCGCAGGCGGUCGCCGUGCCGCCGCAGGACAAGCCAGCGCCGGCGGCGCCGGUGGUGGUAGCGGCGGUGGCCCGUGCCGACGUCUGCCCCUGGGAGGUGCAGCCCGGGGAGGCGGACGAGCCGGGUGCGGAGGCCGGCGACGGCUCGGCCCGCAAGCCGGCUGCCAACCUGGGCGACAUCUGCCCCUGGGAGCUGGAGGCGGAGAUUCCCUCGUCCUCGUCCGGCCGCGCGGUGCACGGCCUCACCGUCUCGCCCACCGCCGCCGCCACAAUGGCGCCCGAGGCGCCGGCGAGCGACAGGUCCCCAGGCGGCGGGAAGUCGGAGGCGGACUCGGCGCACGAGCUUGCCGGGCCCGGGCACCCGAAGCUGCCGGCGAAGUCGUUGGGCUCGGCGUUCAAGAGCCUGGUUUCGGGUGGCAAGAAGAGGGACAAGGGAGGAGCAGAGCGUCCCAAUCACCCGGGGGGCCCUGGCAACGAUCGGGUCAGAGCUGCCGCGGCCCCGGCAGCCGCGCAAGGGACGGCCAAGCCGAGAGAGGGCGACCGAUCGAAAAGAUAAGGGUGGCUUUUCACAAAAUCAAACGCCAGAGAACAAUGGGGGGACGACGCUGCGCGAGGAAGCACGACUCCCGUGUAGAAACCCGCCCGCGAAUGCCCGUCGACUGCGUCGGCUCGGAAGAUUGAAUGUGGCGGUGCUCCCCACGGCGGCGGUCUGGCAGAACUGGUUUUAUGCAUGCAAAUAAAUCGGGACCUACGAGCCUCUGGGGCCGUGCAGUGACUGUAGCGCAUUAGGCCGUGGGUGGGUGGGUGGGACCUGUGUUCAGUGCCUGGGUAGUUUUCCGUGCAGAGACGUGCGUGUGCGUUCGUGCGUGAUUCCCCCGUCCACUCACCUGUACAAGCGGUUUUAACGUCGACAGCCUUUAUCUCUCCUCCUCUUAGGAAAAAAAGUAAGACCUGCCCGUUCACUACAUAUUUAUAUGUAUGCUGUACAUGUACGUAUGUAUAUGCAAUACGCAGUUUAUGUGUAUGUAUAUAUGCAGUGUUUACGUCUGGAUACAUCAUAUGUACAUAUAUGCUGUGUGUAUAUGUAUAUAGCGUGUGUAUUCAUACACAGAAUACAUGUACCGUAAAAUCAUGGCUCUUGUUUUUUUGUUAUCCGUUGAGUUUACUUUUCGUUGGUGACGAGUAAUAACCACGAACAGCAGCACGUGGCGGUCAUUGCGAGCAGCGUCGCCACGUGAUCGUCACGUGAUCGUCACGUGUGUGUCACUUUCGCAUGACGCACUGGGCUCCCCCCACCCCCAUCACCGUUAAAAAUCGUUACUUGGAAUCAUGAGAGUGAGAGAUCGGCACCUUCUCUCUCGGUGUCAGUGUGUAGCGCGGCAGUGCCGAGUCACCCCAGGGGCCUGUCCUGACUCGGGGUGGCUCGGCAGUGCUGGCUCCAUGAGAGUCCACGUUGCCAAGCGAGACCCCGGGACCAAAGCGUCUUCGGUCAAAUCACUCCCACAUCUUCUGCACUCCCCCCCCCUCAACCCGGUCUUCACCCAUUUAGCCGCGUUCUCCGCUCGAUGAAAACAGUGGCGUGACAACGCACGCAUCUAUGCACACGUGGACGUUGCUGGAGGAUCGGUUGUCGCCACGUGGCUCCGAGCGUGGUGGCCCACUGUUGUUUUUAGAUCCCCCGCUUUCCCAAUGCGAGCAGCUGGCCCUGGUGAAACCAGGCUCGCCAAGGACGAGCGAGCGAGCGAGAGGUGACAAUGAUCUCAGCCUAAACACCAAUGCCUGCACAAAACCUCACCGUGCGUUUUGUCCUCGAUCGGACCUCAUCACUCCGCUCUGGCGACAGAUCGACCGAUUGGUAAUUUGAUUUUUAUUGCUAAAACCGCCCCUCGCCGAGGAAGCGCAAGCGCCGUUGAGUUUCAGGAUCGGCCGAACGGAUGACCCCCCCCCCCCCACCCCAAGUGUUUCUGUGGCUUACACUUAGCCCCCCCCCCCUCCCCUCAACUCCAACUACAAUAAAGCACAGGCUGCCCUUACACUGAUGGAAUUCUCAGAGCAAAGCCGUGACUUCAGCACUUUCAUACUCUUUGGCUCUAUUCGGUAAAGUCACGUAGGUAAAAAAUAAGAUAACAAAAAUCUAGAAUUCAGCACUUUCCUUUUGUAGAUCACUCCCCUAACCGUGAUGUUUAUUGUCACGUUUCACUGUCGUCCAGUUAAGACAAUCGCUUUGUUUUAUUUAUUUGUGCGACCGCCCCCUCGAUUAUCUGCGGUUUAUGGGGGAGCAAGAGGGCGUGGGCGGGCGGCACGGAUAAAACAAAACAGACGGAAUAACGGAAAACACGUGUCAAUUUGGCAAAGCCAUUGUGUCCGUUGCCAACCUAUUAAGGGUCGCGAGGACACAGACCUACGCGUUCUCUCGUCGACGUGAUUGCGGUCAGACGGGCACCCAGUGCCCCAGACCCCCUCGACGAUCGAGAGGAGUCGCAAAAAAUACAAAGCAGCGGUGGCACGUGCGAGAGACGCAAACGAAGACCGUUAAUCAGCCCGCGGAUAAUCGAGUUGAGGUUGAUUUCUCCCCCUUCCCCGCCUGUCUUCACCGCACUGCGUUUCCCCAUGCCGUGAAUGGUCGGAGCGUGGCUGCCGUGCGUUGUGGUUCGGUUCUCUGCUUCUUCCCACUUCCCGCUCGGCAUCGUUUCUCAGGCCAGAACGGCGGCGUGCGCUCGCUGUGUUCAGGCGCGAACGCUCGCUGUGUUCAGCGGCCUCACCGUUCCUGCCCUCACGGGCGCGCGGCGACCACCUGCUCGAGGAGUUGGCGUCGGACGUGGGUUUUUAUUCUGAUGACUGCCAUUAUCAUCAUUAGUACGACAGAUUGAGGUUUUGCAGAGUUGGGCACUGCUCCGCGUUUGUUCCGCCCCGCAUCGUUAUCAAGGGGGUGUGGGUGGGAGGGGGAAUGAAGCGAGUUUCGUAUGUAGCGUUUCAAGAAAAUAUGCAAAAUACAACCAAAAUGAUGAAAACCAUGCGUUGGCGAGCUUAAGUAUGAGAGGCAAUGCUGAAUGUCGUAUGAUAAAUGUGUAAUGCAUAAAUGGGUUUUUAGUAACCGUGCGUUAAUUUGUGGUUGUCCUAGUAUUACCGUUGAUGUAAUAUAUUAUAAGUCUUCCCGAUGGUGACUUUUCCAGGCACAGAUUUCCACUCACAAUAAGGCUACAACCACAAAGGUCAUGUUCCUUGUUCAAGUCCAUCCGCAAAAUGAAUGCAUGCUCUUAUGACAGCACUCCCAGCAAUGGAAACCCAACACCCUAGGUAGAUAAGGAACCUUGCUGGAGUGAAAAUGUUCUGCUUCGAUGGACUUUCAUCCAGAUUAGGGACUGUCGGUCAGUUCUAGGUGAUGCAUGCUGGUGCAUACUGGUAGUUGAUUGAAAUACAGAGUUGGUAAAUACCAACCGAUGCAUCGAUUUGGCGAUUAACUUAUGCUUCGGUCGCACCUGUAGGACGACGCACGUGUGGAAUAACGUGCCAUCACGGUUUUUUCAAUGUAUGCGUUUCAUGUAACGGGUUCGUGCGACCAGUGCAUCCACUCGAGGCGCUUCAUUCGCUGCAAAUCAAUCAUUGAAUCGAUCAAUCAUGAUCAUAUGCCGAGUAACUUCCGCAAUAACCACCGGUGUUCUGGACCUCUCACGACACGGAGCUUUUCCAAGGGCCUUGUAUUCUCCCAACCCGAUACAACCAGCGCCCCUCGCGUAUCACUCCGUCAAAAGAUCGCUAGCGCCCAUGGGUCCACAUGAAAAACGGGUAAAACCCCUGGAGGUGUAACUCGGGGGCAGCUCGCCUGCACGCAGCGAUAGCGCGGCGAGCAACAAACGUGGCGUGAACCCGCGACGCCACGCACGGUCACCAUCGGAAGGACGGAGCGACGGCCACGGCGAACGACGACGGGAAGGCGCUUGGGGCCGUGUCUCAAAGUCGAAUGUAGGGCAACGGUCGCAACAAGUAAAUGGGCAUUUACUAGGAGCAACGAAGGCAACUGGGUACGGCGGUGGCAGUUUGACGGGUACUGUAUGGCCGAUGAAAACAGAGUUUGUGCAAGCGUGUGUGUUUGUUUUUUUCACGAAUGCUCUCCAGAGUGCACACAACCCCUCGGGUAGUCAGGCGACCUCUGGUGAUGAUCCGAUUGGAAGUUUCCAUCGCCACGCCGGCGAUUUGCUCAAAUUUCAGGUCACGACAUUUUUUCGCAGAGUAGAAAACGGUGCAAGUGCUGCCAACGGGAGGGCAGAGCGGGCGAGAGCAAAAUGGUGCACGAGCGGAGAGGUCCAAGCGGACGACCGGGCACGUCCUCCAUCCCCGGCGGACUUCGUUCGCCUCUCAAACCAACUGCGCGACACGCCGCUCGCUUCGUUUCUUGUCGCGGCUCGACCAGUGUCGCGAGCCUCGCCUCGCGACAGCUCGCCAACAAACAAAACGAGCCACUCGACUCCUCGACCGCUUCACCCGACCCAAGGGUCACGCUGCGGGAGGAGUUCCAUCCGUCAGGCGCCGGCCUCUCGCCAGCAACGGUCGCCGCUGCAAUCCUCUCCCGUUUUUUGUUUUUUUUAAACGACGUCCCGUGGUUUUUAUUUUCAAAGUCAAACUACCGGCGGGGUCCUCUACACACUCGUCUUGUCGCUCCGGUCGGGAAAGAAUCUUUCCGCGCAAGCUGUGAAGUUUGGUGGUGUUUUUGUGGGUCUUGAGGAAAGUGCAUGCUGUUGUGCCCGACUGGUAGGGGAGGGCGGUGGGGGAUCUGUGACGCCUGCAGUCUUUUCUAGUUGUUAAAAACAAACGUUCCCCCCCUCAACACGCUGAUUUGUCGUCAAUAUUGUUACCGCACCGUUAGCCAUUACCACUUCUUAUAUAUUACAAACGAUAUACAUACUGUAACAUUGUGCAAUAUGUUUGUGAUAUUGUGAGGAGAUAAAAGUGCUUUACACAAAAAAGAAA
Molecule: messenger RNA, 9529 nt
Organism: Petromyzon marinus (sea lamprey)
Lineage: Eukaryota; Metazoa; Chordata; Hyperoartia; Petromyzontiformes; Petromyzontidae
Product: metabotropic glycine receptor-like
Biological process (GO): G protein-coupled receptor signaling pathway
Cellular component (GO): membrane
Molecular function (GO): G protein-coupled receptor activity
Source: RefSeq, a predicted model, not a curated record